UGUCAGCCUCCAUCCAGGCGACCGUACUUCGGUUCAACACUCACGCCCAUGCUUCAGCAGUGUUCUUCAUUGCCUCAUCAGGCACACACUGGUUAGACAUACAACAUAUAUACGGCCACGUCCGUUCCUCAUUUGGAUAUAGAACCUCGCCUGACCUUUGUAAUUGCUCUUUGCUUAGCCUGGCGCCUUUGAAUAUUCGUUUCAUUUCGCAUCUUUUCUGUUAAGUUUUUUCGUUAUGCAUUGGCUUCAACGCCAGGAUGAUGGAUCGAUUGAUCUGAGUUCACUACAACUCGAUAUCGUCGGUUUCUUGGCUAUAUUGGGAGAGGGUUCAGUACUGGCCAACGCCCAAGUAUCUACGCUCUCGAAAUGGGUAUUUCUACCGCGAUUGAUGCCAGCGCCCCAGGCGCUCAUGAGACCCUCCAGGCCGCAGGUACUCGAGCCUGUCCGAGGAAACGUAUCAGGCAUAUUUUCAGGGAAUCAUAGAGAAGAUAUCAAUCACGUUGGUAACAUAGUUUGUGACGCGAGUAAUCUUCCUCCCUUCUCCGUCCGCGUCGUCGAGAUCAAACGAACAGGCAACAACGAGCUCAAAUCCAAAACUAAAUCUCCCCUGACUGUUGUCACUAUCCUCGGCUUCAUAUUCUCCUCAAUCCUCUUUGGUCUGUCGAUAUGGCUUGAUGAUGGUAUGUCCCUCAUGGCCACCAUCCUACUUUCGUUGCUCUCCAGCAUCAUCGGUUACGGCAACAAGUGGCAGCUUCAGUUACCCAAGCGUGCGAUUAAAAAUGGCAAAGUCCCAAGGGGUGACGUUGUGAUACGAUAUCUCAAGGGAAGCUUUCUGGUUGUGAAGUGCGACGAGGAUGUUGCAAGAGAGAUGUACUUUGCGCCCGAGGAAAUAAAGUACCUUCUCGAUCACGGAUCCGCAUACAGAUUACUGAGUCUGAUCGGCACAGCAAUCUUCAUGGGCGGCGUCAUCUGCCUGGCAAAUUCCCGAAUCGAGUUGCAGAUCGCAUGGGCAGGCUCAUACAUGCUGCUCGGCUCCUCAUACUGGAUCGUCGCCGCUCUACCUGAAAAAUUCCACUGGGACACAUCCUGCUAUACCGUCACCAGCGAAUGCCUUUCCGACUCCAACAUGCAGAAGAAGGGAUAUCCCUCCGAAAACCAAACAUUCACCCAAGCCCUCUGGAAGGCCAUCGUUGUCAGUAAAAGUACCAAGUGGGUGCUCACAAGCGACGCGUGCCCACAUACACCAGCGUGGAAAAAUUGGCUGAGAGAUGCGGAAAUAUAUAGUAAAAGUGUCGGCGUCGCAGAAAAGGAGAACAUGCAUGGGGUCAAGACGUGGGCGAUUCCUGAAUGGGAUCCGCAAAGUCACCUGGUGAACCUUUUGGCGGAGCAGGCGCAGCACGAUGAUGACAAAAUGGCAGGAGUUGUUGAGGAAGUAUGAGUACAAUUGGUUUCUUUUGAAUUGCUUGAGCAUUUCCCUGGCAUGGCGCGGCGCUGGAUACGAUCUACGACUACGAUAUCAUGAUUGAACACGAUAUGACGCAUUGCAUAUUUAGCACUUGUAGCAAUUUACAUAUUGAGUGCCACAAUUCUU
Molecule: messenger RNA, 1591 nt
Organism: Dothidotthia symphoricarpi CBS 119687
Lineage: Eukaryota; Fungi; Ascomycota; Dothideomycetes; Pleosporales; Dothidotthiaceae
Exons: 2
Coding region: 236-1438 (400 amino acids)
Source: RefSeq, a predicted model, not a curated record